GAACGAGUUGUUUCACAGAAUGGAAUAUUUAUAAAAAAAAAAAAAAAAAAUUAAGGUGAUCUCCAUUGUUUACACGACCGUUUACACCAAUUAUAAUAUUAAUUAUUAUUAGGGUCAAUUGUAUAAAUUUAUAAAUCAUAAUUUCGAUGUGAAUGAAUGUGAUGCGACGAGACUAGCAAUGCCUAACAAGAGCAUUGUGCUUGUCAUUCAUAAGCAUUGCUCAAUAAUGUUAUUAUAUUAAUAUAUCAUUCAUGAUUGUGUCAUUGUAAAUUUAUGUAAAUUGUAGGCCUAAAACUAAAUAUCUUCAAGCCAUGAUUCAAAGAAUAUACUACUAUAAAUAACAAUUCGAAUGUCUUCGUCAAUCAAUUUUCAAUGCUGGCACUGACAAUACUAAUAGUAGUAUCAAUCCAAUCAAUAAUUAAACUACAGUACUAUACAGAGACAGGGUAUUGGUUAUUGAUAAUCUUAAAAUGUCUAGGUUGGUUAAAGUUUAUGAAUAAACUGCUUCUUCAGUCUUUUAAUAAAUUAUUGCAUAGGAAUUCUAUUAUUAGCCUAAUUAUUAGUAGGAUAUUUUAUAAGUGCAGCCAUGCUAUCCAAAUUAUCCCAUUUUUUACGAGUAUAUCCAUCCAUCAUUUCACCUUUUAGGUCUACAGCCCAGGUAGGGCUUUGGCUUGCUGUACCACCUCCUUCAACUCAGACUUAACUGAAACUGAUGCUUUUUGCCAUGCUUGGAUUCCCACAUGGUCUUUAUAUCUAAUUCUAGGUCUGCCUUUGAGCCAUUGUACUCUGUGGAUUUGAUGGUGCACCCUUUUACUCCUCUGUCAUUUGGCAUUCUUUAUAACUGUCCUGCCCAGCGAAGCCUGCAUUUUUUAAUUUCUGCUCCUAACAUGGGAUCCUGUUCAUCUUCUCCAUCUAUAUUCAUCCUUUGUUGGUCUGUAUAUUUUCUCUCCCAUUUGUUAAAUAGGUUUUCUUACAUUUUUGUUAGGGUCCACGUUUCACUUUCCAUUAUAUCAUAUUCACAAUUUAAACAAUUAUUAAAGACGUCAUAAUAUUAGGCCUAAAUAUUACAUUAAUAAGCCUACAUUCAACAAUAGCAGUAGUGUCAUUAGCAGACCGCACUGGGUGAAACCCUCUUAUUCUCAAGCCCAAGCAUGACACCAAAAUUUGUUUCAAAACAGAUCUAAGUUCAAUAUAAAGAUAGCUGCAACCAGAGCAGGUUUUCUCCAGAGCGGGAUGUCACCAGGGCAGGCAGACGAGGAGGAGGUCCUUGGGGAAGUCUUGAAAGGGUGGGGUGGAGGGGGGACACCAUAAAUAUACUGACUGACACCAACCCUAAAGACACCAUUGAGCUUAUUUAGGCCUAUAUGUUCAUUCUAAUUUGUUGAGUUGUAGUAAUCUGCACUCACAUCAAAUUAAUUCAUAAAAUGCAUAGGCUUAAAAUUAUAAGACCAGAUGAAGAGAUUUUUCUAUCCUAACCUCUGCUUAGAAUUAUAUUUUAACUCAAAAAACCCCCCAGACUUUACACAUUAUGGACACUUAAUUUGUUUUCUAAGCAUUCAUAGUAUCUUUACUCAUGUGAUGAUGCUAUUGAUCGGGUGCAUUGAUAGACUUUGAUACUCUUUAAUUUUAUAUGGAUUUAGUUUGUGAUUUAAAUACAUAGCUUAAGCAUUUAUAUGAAUGUUAUAACUCAGAAAGUUACAACAUCAAAUACUAAGGUUUAAAUGCCAAAAGAAAAUAACCCAAAUAUUAAUCACACAAUUGAAAAUUUUGUUUCAAAAUUCUGAUAAUUUGAGCUAUAUUAUAUAUAAUUUAUAAUAAUUAAUAAUGCUUUUAUCUGAAUAGACUUAAUUAAAAAUUUUAAGAUAUCAAUAGUAAAAUAGUUUUUAAAACUGUUAAUGAAAGCUACUCAAAUUAAUGUAUAGUACAUACAAAUCUUGAAAUUAAUUGUUAAUAAAAUCAUUUCAUACAAUUAAAGUAAUGAUGAUUUUGAACUUGGAUUACAACCUCAUGCAAUAGAUGAUUAUAACUGACUUAUUACAGAACAGAAAUAACCUGAGAUCGUGAACAUUUAUGAAACUAGAAACUUCCUUUUAAAUUUAUUUCACAAAUAUUAGAAGCCAAAAUUUUAAUGAACAUUUAUUUACUAAAAAGUUAUAAGACUUUAAAUGACAAUGACAAUUUUUUAAAUGGAUAUAAGCUAUUUCUAACUUGAUUAUUAUUAUUACUAUUCUUGACUGUGCAUAUCUCUCUUCUCAAGUUUGGAACUCAUUAGAAUGAUAUUUUUGACUAGCAAAAGAUUUUUGGAUCAGACUGAUUUUUUUUAGUAAUAUGAAUUAGAAAACUACAAAUUUAAAGAUGCCAAGGUAUCGUUGUACCGGAGACAUUAUUUUUGAUGAUGUAGAGACGACUCCAGGUCAAGUUUGCAAUGUCAAGUUGAAGGAAUAUUCAGAAACAUGCAACUUUCUUCAGUAUCAGAAACCCCUUACGCACGAGAAACCAUAUUUCUUUGCUCAAAUAAGAACUUUAAGUAAGUAUUUCAAAUUCAAGAUAUCUGCUUGUGAAAUAUUUUUGAGAAAAGUGUUUUAAAAUCCUACUUCAAUGCUAAUAUAAUACCUGUCUAUUUUCACAUACCAGAAAAGAAAAGUAUAGUUUCUUUUCAUUUUAAUUCUUAAAGAUUAAUUUUGUGGGUCUCUCACAAAAUUUUACACUUAUUUAAUUCAUGAGUGAAUUUUAAUGCUGGUAAAAAUUAAAAAGGUAUGUUUUUAAUGUGAAUUCCUUUACAAAUUGUUAUUAGAUAAGAACAGCAAAAUCACCUUAGGUGUUGCUGGCCCUGAUAUUGAACCAGAUUCUCACCCUGGAAACUGGCUGGACUCAGUGGGUUAUCACAGUGAUACAGGGCAAUGUUACACAUCACAUCAACGCAUGGCUAACACUGAAGGAGAAAAGUUUGGAAUCGGUGAGAUUCUUUUAUCCAUGGCCAUAAAAAGCCUCUUAUUAAAGAUGUAAUGGCUUAUUUUCAUGAAAUAUCAAUUUUAUAUUUUAUUUAUUUAACUGUUGGUCUCAUUGACAUAUUUAUCAAAACUGUAAUUCUCUUAUAAGAAGCAAAUGUGUUUGGUUUAUAUUUCUUAUCCAGGAGACUUGUUUGGUGUUCUUAUAUCUUAUUUUGGGGAGAAAAAGUCAACUGUGAUAUUUCUUAAGAAUGGCUUACCUGUGGCAACCAGGUAAUAAUACAUAAAUAAAUGUACUUUUACAAUAAUGAUAUAGCGUGUAAGUUUCAAAAUUGUAACUAUAUUAUAUUUAAAAAAGUGCCAUAGGUGUUUAAAAUUUAAGUCAUAUUUAUUGGGAUAAUACCUUUAAAUAGUUGUAAAAUAAAAAUUCAGGGUCAUUUGAUUACCUGCAUCACAAUAAAAAAAAUACAAAUAGCAAAUAUAAUAAACUACACAAUAUGAUGUCAUAAUGGUUGACAUGAUUUGUAUCAUCAUAAAAUUAUCAUACAUUUACUAUACAUCAACAUUUACACAAAAGCUACUUCUAAUACUCCAGGAAGAUGAAAUUCUCUCACUUUGUGAAACAGGUCAUGUCCUGGUUUGCCUUCAUGAAAGUACAUGUGCACUAAUGUUUUUAGUUUAUAUUGAUUAAAUAAUAAAAUUUCUGUAGGCCUAUCUAUUUAUUGCAUUUCAUAUCAUAUCCUUUACUUUAGAUUCCUUUUUGAAUCAGACCACAGUCGCUACUUGCCUACUAUUUCUUUAGAAAAUGGACCAAUAGAAUUGGGCCUUAUGUGGCCAGACUCAGCAAUAAAUAUACCAAAGUAUAGUGAGGUAAGAAUGAAUACAAUUAUACAAUAUUUUGAUUUGUUCAUUUUAUGGAACUCAAAUCAUUGUACAUUCAUAACAUUCCGAGUAUGGUAAAGGCUUGCAAAUGAAAAUUGUUUUUACUAAAAGGCAUUUGAAUGUAACUUAAUUUCUUUCAAAAUCUUCAAUUAUUUCAUUAGGCUAAAUAAAAUUAUUAAUUUUAAGAAAAACAUGCUGCACUGGAUUCGGCCACUGUCAGUUAAAUAUGAUGUGUCAAAAAAUUUGUUUGAAUACACUGGAGCUGCAACAAUAAAAGCUGAACUCACAAUUCAAAGUCCUCAUCCAUUAACAACAGGUAUGAUAAUGUUUUAAAAAAGGUUAAAUUCUUUGAAAUAAAUAUUUUAACAAUGAUGAUUAAUUAAAAAACAGUACCUGGUAAAAAUAUUUUACAAUUUUACAUUUGAAAGUUUUAAUGUCAUUCAAGUGAAUUCCACAUUCAUUGAUGGAUGCAAGUGUAUACAUUUUGUAACAAAAAUCAGUUCCAGCUAUCAGAAUUCAACUGGUAUAAAUAGAUGCAUCCUGCUAAAAUAAAUUUGAGCAAUGGAUGUCUUAAAAAAUUUCAUCAGAAGGUUAAAGGAAUGAAAGCUGUUUAUGACAAGGCCCAUCAUUAACAGAUUACAGAAGUUGCCAAAGGGAAAGCUUUCCCCUUUUUUUGGGGGUGCAGGGUUAAAGUAAUUUUAACUCAUUUGAUCCAUUUUUGGAUUACUGAAAUUUGUUAUAAAGAAAUUUAUAACAGCAAUUCGUUUGACAUGACAUAAUGGGAAAAAACCAACAAAAUUAAAUUUUAUUUUAAAAAAGUUUACAUUUUUCCCUUAUCUCAUUCACACCUUUGUGUAAAAAAAAAAAAAAAAAAAAACAACAACAUUUAAAACAAUAAAUCUCUAACAAAUUUCUUUAGAAAUUAUGUAUGGAUAUGCCAUAUAAAAUAUAAAAAGUGCAUCAAUCUGGCAAAUUUUAUAUAUACUGCUAUAGCAUAUGUAUGUUAUACAAAUGGGUAAUCAAGGUAUUCCAAAACCUCACAAAAGACAGCUAAAUUUUCAAAAAUUUUCAGCUUCUUAUCACAUAUGGUUAUAGUCUGAUAUCUAAUGACAUGGGAUAAUCAAGUACAGAAAUAUAAAUUAGCAUCAGCUUAUUUUAAAACUUAAUGGAAACCUCAGUUUUUAUGGUCAUAAAAUCACGGUGUAUCACUUUUUUUUUUUAAUACACACAAUAAAAAAGAACCCUAACCUAACUCCUAAAACUAAAAGAAACCACAAAAACAGCAUCACUGAUUUCUUGUAUGAAAAUUCCUUGGAAAUAUAGUGGUUAGGAUCAUUUUAUAAAAGUGACAAUUAUGUACCUCUAAUUACUUCUCUCUUCUAAAUUUUAUAAGAAAUCCAACAUUAUGAAGUCAUUAUACGUGAAGCAGAUGGUAUAGUUGGACCUUCAAUAUCUUUAGCAUCUUGCAGCCCUAUGGUUCCUUCUCCUUCUUCAACCCUCUCACAAGAUUAUAUUAGAUUUGACCUAGAUCCUGAUGGUAAGUUUUCAACUAAGAUUGUGCACAAAAAAAAUUGAAAAAAACAAACAAUUUGUUUAUUUACAUCUCCCCUUCCUACAGUUAUGGAAUCUGUGUUUUUCUUUAAAUUUCAUCUCCUCUCAUUUGGAAGUAGUACCAGUACUUCUACUUCUAUUAAUUUAAUACAUUUUUACAAAAUUAAUAAAUACUUCCUGGAAGAUUGGACUAGAUUACAUUUGAACAUUAUACAUUUAUCUCAAAGGACUAACUCAAAUACAACUAAGUGAGAAAAUGUUUCUCUGUAUCAAAAAUUUAAGGGCUUAGAUUCAUUUUCAAUUGAUGAAAUUAACUUCUAACCAUCCAGUUUCAAUGUAAUUUGAAUUCAUCUAUCUUUCUUGUGAAAAUUUUGUAUAUCAAAUUUCUUUUAUUAGACAAAAUUGGGAGAGUGGGGGGGGGGGGGGUUUUUUCUGACCUAGUUUCAGCUCUUCUAGCUUGGCUACCAGUACUUCGAAGGAAAUUUGCAAUUGUCAUAUCAUUUAUAUUUUGAUUCAAAUAAUUUAGAAUUGUGAUACAAUGUCCAAAUGUUCUCUAAUUUAAAAUAUCUUUGUUGUUUUUUUCAGUUCAUCAACCAAUGCUGGGACACAGAAUAGGGUGGGGAGUGCACUAUAACCCAGAAACACGUUCUCUAAAGAACUUUAAUCCAAAAGCAGAGCAACUGGUCUACUGCUAUGUGACAGCAGAUACAGAAGUGAUUUCAGGGAAAAUGAUGAUGCAGCCUGAAGGAGGAUUCUACCCAGUGGUGUUGCUAAAAGAAGGUGGUAGGUACAAAUCUUACCAUGCAUUUACACUGUUGUGUCAUAGACUGACUUGUGAGACCCGUCUUGCUGCAUUUGUACCAGGUGAAAAUUGACUGAGGUUGUUAGUCUUUAAAUUUCAAUUUCGAUUCAGCAAUUUUUUUGCCUGGAAGUGCAUGUUUUUCAUUUUGUGCAUCUUAAGAUUACUUGAAAAUCUUUUUAUCCACCAAUUUCGUGCUGGAAAAGUCAUCAGCAAUACUCUCUUACACGCAUUCUUGUAGUGAAGGCUGGACCAUCCAAUUCGUCUGGCCCCUAUGCCAAUUUCCCUUAUAGCAGAUCCUUUCAAAUGUGACUUGUUUCCAUUCUCUUGAUAUGGUGUUGCCUCAUAUGUGCCACUUGCUCAGGACAGAUGACAUAAUGGCAAGUUUCAUAACCACAGUUGGGAGCUAUUACUAUUAAGUUUCUGUUUUUGGCUUUCUGGCUGAUUCUUAUCUUGUUCUGUUAUAUUUAAAUUACACAUUUUAAAAAUGUUUAUAUCAACUUAAUAAGCUAUUAAAUCCACCCUGGAUAAUUUAGGAUAAUUUAUAUCAAUAGCCAUUUAGGAGAUAAAUCACCUCCUAAAACAUUCAUAAUUUAGAGCCUAAGCUCUUUAUAAAUGAACCGCUGCUCUAGUCCAUUUUCUACCCAGGUGCAUUGCAGACUGGCAUGUCUAGUAUCACAACCCCUUGCCCUGAUCCUGAGUCAAGGUGUUAAAGGCAACCUAGAAAAAGCCUCAAGGCUUUAGUUUGGCAUUCAUUAAAGACCCUUAUUACCCCCCCUGGUAAUUAAUGGUUGCUGUCAAAGUGUGAUGUUAUGGGCCAUUUACUAGAUAGAGGGAAUCACCUCCUAAAUAUUACUGACUCUUAGCUCCCUUAAAAAAAAUUUUUUAUGCAAAAUUGUUCAGACAAUAUUUUUUGAAGUAAGUGAAGCGAUUUUUAAAAAUAAUCUUUUAAUGAACCAUUUGACCAUGUAAAUUUUUACAGAAUAUAAAGUUACUAUUGACAUUGUAACUCUUUACAGCAUCUAAGGUUACCAUUGAUGUAGAGACAAACCCAAAGCCUGGAGCACUCGCACGUACAUUGGAUGAUAAAUUUAGGAAGGAGUAUAAUGGAGCAAAACAGCUUUUGUUUAAAGACAAGCUCAUUAGGGGUGAGUUGGCCACAUAUAUUAUAUAUAAGUUUUUAUUAUCUAUUUAGGCUCAAAAAGAUACUGAGUGUUACUUUAGGCAAGGGAUGGUUACUUGGAGGGAAGAGGGUUAAAGGGUUACUGGAUAGUGAAGAGGAAAAAGUAUUUGAGGAGUAGAAGAAUUAAUUGAUGGGGAAAUUAGGUUGGUUUUGGGGGAGAAAGUAUGGGGGGGAGACGGAAGAGGUUGGAGGCUUGUAGAUGAUUCAGGGAGGGCAGAUGAAGAAAUUUUCAAAAGCUUCCAUCUAGUAUAAAUAUGCUGAUCUCCUCUAUCUACUUUGAACUGUGAGACAGAAGUGAAAGACUCUAUGCUGCGAACAUCAAGGGAUGUUGUUGUCACAAUAAAAGAUCAAUAUUGUAGCCUGAAGCUGCCUGAAGACAAGACUGGCAUUCAUGUUGUACAAUUUAUGAAACCUCUUGUGGAGGACAGUAAUUUCUUUUUAAUACGAGUGACUAAAUUGCGUAAGUAAUGCAAGAUACUAUACAUUUACAGCAACAAAAAAAUGAAAUUACCUUACCGGUACUCAUUACUUAAAAAUUUACAGAAAUGACUACCUGGUAGGCCUACCUGUUUCAUGUUUGUAUAAUAUAAAUACAUGAUUUUCCACCACCCUUGUGGUGAAUAUGAAAUUUUUUCAUAAAGCUGUCCUUUAUCAUUUUAAGGCUGGAAUCAAAACAAUACAAUGAUUUAAGUAUAUUUCUAAAUCAUUUUAGUUAAUUCCUUUUCUUAUUGUUUUUAAGAAAUAGCUUAUGUUUAAUUAGAUUAAAUCUCUUUUGAAGAUGAAGACUCAGACAUGGGUGUUGGAGUUGCUGGGAAAGACUUCCCAUUAAAUAAGUAUCCAGGCAAAGUUAAACCCUCAGUGGGAUGGGCUUCAAAAGAUGGAAAAUUUUACAGAAACUGCAGGAAUGAUGGAAACUUAUCAGGGGAAAGAUUUUUCCAAGGUUAUUAUUAAUAUUAUACUUUUCCUAAUUUUCUUUUUUAAAUGUACCGGUAACUCUAAAUAUAAAGAAAUCUGCUUUAUUAGCUUUAUUUUGAUUUUUUUCAUUUUUUUAGUUGUUUUAUAUUACCAAUUUGGAGUUGUAAGGUUUAUGAACAAAAUAUUUAUAUGCUGGUCACUGGAAUCGUACUUUUGUCAUCUUCUAAAACUUAUUUUAAGUACUGUACAGACAAAUAUUACCUACAUUUUAUAUUACCGGUACACAUUACAAUAAUCAUUUUUGACUUUAUACUUAAACUUAAAGGCAAUCUGGUUGGAGUUGAGAUGGAAGCAUUUGCAAAAGAAAUGUCAGUGGCUCUUUUUACCAAAAAUUUACGCCCAGUAGGGACAGCAUACUACACUCAACGAGUGAGAAGUGAGUUUUUGCCAACAAUAGCACUGUGUGCUAAUGGCCAUGAGGUGAUAGUAGAGGUCUACUGGCAGAACAUGAUGAGAGGGGCUCCAGUGUUUAGUGUAGUAAGUUCUAUCAAUUGUUAAAUAAGCAUUGAUUUGCCUGUUUAGUGUAGUUAUAGUUAGCCUUUAAAGUUUCAUUAUUAAAUGAAUCACAAUUUAUCGUCACCAAUGAGUUAGCCAAAAAACUUUUUUUUUUAGUUUCAUUUUCAAAAUAUUUUAAAUAUAUCUUUUUAGCUGUUGAAAGCUUAAAUUAAAUUAAAUUACUUAUGAAAAGUUUGUAUCACCAAAUACUGUGAACUUGACAUUUUUUUUGUUAUAGAUAAAUCUAGACCAUUGGUGCUUACCACCUGGUUCUAAAGUGGACUCCAGUACCAACACAGUUUAUGUUAAGGACCACAAUACCCCUGUUUGCAUUCAAGCACCUUACAGUUUACAUAAAGGUUGUUUGAUUUGUAAAUGAAUCUUAGCACUAAAAAAGUACCGUAAAUAAAACAUCUAUCAAGAUUGGAUAACAAUUUUCAUGUUAUUUCAAGCUUUUUUUCUUUCAUCUUUUGGGAAAUCUUUUUAACGGAACUAAAAUAUUUAUUAUCCAAACUGUAUAGGCUAUAAUCACUUUGAAGUGGAACUUACUCAUGAGUUUGGACCUGGCAGUCCUCCACCAGCAAUAGUUCUGUCUACAGCAACCCCACUCGACCCUCCUCCAAAUUCUUGUCUUAAACUGGACUAUCUGAGAUUCUGGCCAGUAAAUGAUGGUAAGUUUUUACUUUUAUGACUAUUCAACCUCAUACUUAUACAUUUCGUAAUUUCUCAGACUAUAAAACGGCACAGCCCAUUACAUAAUCUUACUAUUUUGAGAAUACUAGUAUAAAAAUGUUUUAGUUAAACAUGGCUACUAUUCUGUAUUUCAGCAUAUAUAUAAAACAGUAACAAUUUGUAAAAUCUUUGGUAAAAUAUAGUUAUAUACAAUUUUUGGUGAAAGAUAAGUUUAUUAGGCACACUUCCCUGUCUUACAUUAACGUAGAAGUAUCAAAAAGCUGUUGAGAGAUAGGCCAAGUGGAAUGUUUGGUGUCAAAUAUUUUGUAGUCUUAAUGUCUUAGUCUUAUGAUGCAUGUCAAAUCUUUCACCUGGUCUAUUACAUCCAACUCUCAAUGACUGUAUCUCUCUCUGAUAAGAAGUAGCAAUGUCCAAUGUACACUACACAGUACUUUAUUAUAUAUAUAUAUGUUACUGGUACAUAAAUCACAUGAUUCCUUGACAUCAGGAUAAUGUUAUAACAAUUAUGUUGCGAUGCAUAAAAUAGAUCUACACAGGCAACAAGCCCUACAGCGAAUCUAAUCCAAAAAUACUAUCCUCUCUGUCGCUGGCUCUAGCUCACACUCUCUCUAGAUCCUUAUUUCACUCUGAUGCUCAAAGCCGUUGUCUUCCCUUUUAUCACCCAAAAUUGAUGCACCCGUCCAUGACUUGAAAAGAUUUCACACUCGUUCACAGAACCCAACUGUCACAAUAACAUCACACACUUCAUCGCUGAUUCAAUUACCUCGACACUUGGAUGUUCUAUCAAUUAUAGAUUUCCGCCAUUUAAUAACAAACCCUAUUAGAUAAAAAAUUUUUGAAUUGGGAGUGACCCAAUCCACAAAAAUGACUAAGAAUUUAAUUGGAAAAAAAUGAGAUUUUAUUAAGGUUUCAAUACCAGUGCCUGUAAUAUUAAUGUCAAUGAGCAAAAAUGUCAAAAGUAAUAGUUAACUGUAAACCCGGUAUAUUAUACAUCUAAUUCUAAAUCUGAUUCAUCAUGAUUCCCUAGCAAGCACUCUAGUCCAGGUUGGCGACUUAGUUGGCUGGGGAUUGUUAUACCUUGAUGACACCCUGCACCAUGAUGAGGAGCAGUUGGUCAUUUGUUAUCUAACUGUCAACCGCAAAAUUCUGCUAGUCAGGGUUGUAUACCAGCCUCCAGGAGGCUUUUACCCAUUAGUAGUUUUACCACCAAUGUGUAAGUAAAGUGCAUUUUCAUAUUUACAAUAAAAACCAAACAAUUUAUCCCUUGUUUAAGCAUUAUUGUCAUAGGUAUGUAUUGUAAUGUAUAAUUACAAAUUGUUCAAUAAGACAGCUUGUGUUUUUUGUGAAUGAAACCUAAGAAAAACAUUAGGAACCAAUGAUUUAUUUUAAAAUAUUAAAAAUAUUAUAUUUUCAAAUAUCAUUGUGUGCUUAUUAAUGAAAUGACACAUGCUCACAAAAAUAGCAAAAGGAAUCUCCUGCCAUAUUUCCAUGUUCAAUUAAGAUCAUAUUUUUUUUAUCCACCUUUGAAUUUAGUCAGAAAUACAAAUAAUAAAUCGUAAAUUAAAUCUUCCACAUUUGCCUAUGAUUUGUACUAUUUACUUUUAUAGUGAACGAUGUGUCUUUGGAAUUCACUGCAACUAUCAUCAAACAUCACCCUAUUACCAGUCAAGAUGUAUCCAUUCUCACCAGAGAUGCAAUGGAAUUAAUGGAAAAAGAAAGGGAAAUACUAGCCAAUGGUGGUGAUCCAUCAUCAGAACUUGCACUAGAGGCCUUAUUUCGAUCCCUGCCAAGCGCCGAGUUUAAUGAAAUGAAUGGGACUAUUGGUAACUCAACAGGAGCAAAGGAAGAAACUGUGAAAGACACUAGAGUGGAAAAAAACGGUAAAACUAACAAAAUGGCUACAACAAUAACAGAGAAGUCCACAAAUGGAAAGAAAGUUAAAAGAACAUCAUCAAAGCGCUCUAACAGUGGGGAUCAUAAGAGUUCAAGGAGUUGUGCUAUUUUCUAACUAGCCCAUAGUAUCGGUAUCAUCCUGAGUUGUUAGUUAAAGAUAGAGGUACCUGGUAACUAGUAUGUAUUUUGUUGUGGAAAAAAAUACCUGAAUGGAAGAGUUCUGAGACAGCUUUUAAAGCAGCUAUUAGCACAAUUGUAAGGUUUAAACAUGAUUACCAUGCUAAAAAUGAUUUUAGCCACCUAAUCAUGUAAAAUUCAACGUCUGUGUUAAACUAAUGAAUUAAUUGAUUUUUUUAAACAUAUCCAUAGCAAUAAAAUGGUAUAUUUAAAAGUUUAAUGGGAGAAACAAGGACAUACAGAAAAAGGCAUGAGUCUGUAAAUAUUUCUAUAGUAUACUGUAACUCAAGUUCAAAGAGCUUAACAUGUACAUUUAAAAAAUGGUGUCAGUGAGCCACUGAGCCUAAGCUCUUAAUGCUCUCCCCAAAGCAAACCCCCUUAUUACGAACCGAGUCUUACUUAAAAGGUUCGUUGGUUUCGUUGUGUCUAGGGGUUUAAUUUAUGCUCUUCACAAAACAUAGAUUAUUAAUAUUAAAAUACAAAAUCUUUAUUCAUUAAAUCUCAACUGCCAUUACCCUAAGAAAAACCACAACACACUAAUACAUCAUUUCCCUUUCGCGCAAUACGUCACAAAAAUAUCAAACAUUUAAUAACCUCUACCCAAAUACCGGUACUCUCCAAACACGCAAUCACACUAUACAUUUAAGUCCUUAACAUACCCCCACCCCCGUUCAAGCUCGAAAAGUCCCCUAACUAUCAGGCUGCGAGAUAUCCUCCUGCCCACCCGCUGUAAUGAGUUUAAUGAUAUAGUUGCAAUGUACAUGAAGCAUCUCAAGUUUUGCCCUUUUGGAUUCUGGUUUUCAUACAAAUUUGGAUAUUGGCGUUAGUAUAAAUAUGUUCUGUAUCACAAUUCCAACAUAUAGUACCUGGUAACACUCUUUGGAUGUACAGUGGUGUAGUGUUAAUUAAACUGGUAAUCUUCAAUCCCUGCAUUAUGCAGUAGGGAUUAAAAAAAAAAAGGUAUGAUCGAUAUUUAACAAAAUAAUUUGGUUAAACAAAAUUGAAAAGAAGCUAUAAUCUCUUAGUGUUAGAAUGUGAACAAAGUUUUUACCAAGUAAAACAGAUCUAAAUUUGAACACUUUAAAAAUACAUCCAAAGAGAGUUAUUUCUUUUAUUUACAAUUUACAGGUAAAAAUUGUGACUAAAAUAUAAGCAUGGUUGUGAAACUACUGUCAGAUUAUUUUUCUGCCACCACCACACAGGUAUUUAAUAAAUUACAUCGAAAAAUUUUAACUCUGCAAUUGUAGAUGUUAAUAGAUGGAAUGAACUGCCUUUGCCAUCUUGCACUAUAAACUGUUAUAGUUAUAUGUAUCUAAUUAAUUACCGGUAUUUAUAAUUUUAAUGCUCUUUAUGUUUGACAAGGUUUAUACUUGUACACUUACAAAAUGUUAUUUAGUAAUGUAUGAGUAUGAGAUUACAUGCACAGUAAUCAAAUUAAUUUUUGCCGUUAGUUCACAUUACUCAUUUAAAUUCAAGUACUAAUAACUUCAACUACCAUACCCUAAAAGUUUAAAAGAGAUAUCGAACAGUCACUGGCAUAUCGAAUUUAUAGAAAAACUGACUUGGAACAAUUUUGUUAGUGUUCUAUCCUACAUUUGAUUAAGGUUGUACUUGUACCAUAUCAUACAGCACCAAUUUGUGCCAAUAAUUUUUAUAACAAUUUUCUCAACUUUUACACCAGCUGUAUUCAUUUUAUAUUUUAUACUUACACAGCUUGGUAAAUGGAAAUAACUAAGUACCGGUACCCAUAUACCUAUUAAUGUUUUGACAUUUUACAAGUGCCAUUUUCCCCCAACAUUCCAGUUUUGUUUAUAAUGAACAUUUAUGUUUAUAUGAAUUACUUAACUAUUAACUUGUAUCGAAUUACAGCAAUAUGAAAAUAAAAAAAGGACCAAUAAAAUUCGAUGACAU
Messenger RNA from Lymnaea stagnalis (great pond snail), 13507 nucleotides. The record is from the annotation of a GenBank genome assembly. Lineage: Eukaryota; Metazoa; Mollusca; Gastropoda; Lymnaeidae.